GCGAGAGCAAGUUGACGUAAUCUCUUUAAAUCAAGUCGAUCUAUCAGUUCUCUUCUUCUCCUCCUGUGCAGAGAGACGCCCGCCGGGUUUUUUAUUUAUACACAUUAUCUGAACGGGGAAAGAAACUCGUCGAGGUCGCAAUCUCAGCUCCAUCCGGCGGAAGACACCGCUAGAAUGGGUGUUUUUCAUCCAAGUGGACUUUCUAUCAGUUUUGGCAGAUUUUGAUAUAAAAACACUCGCACACUCUCAUCACCAUCGACGCCCCGCUAGCUACCGUUACUUCUCACUGCUCAGCUGCUGCUGGUGUCGCGGCGAUCAACCUCAGACGAGGGAUAUAUAAGGAUUCUUAUUGGGAGCCGGUCCUAAGCUGCAAUCAUGUCUGGGGCGUCUGUAAAAGUCGCCGUUCGAGUUCGGCCCUUCAACUCCAGGGAGAUGGGCAAGGAUUCAAAAUGUAUAAUUCAGAUGCAAGGCAACACCACAACUAUUCUCAACCCCAAAGCCCCAAAGGAACCAGCAAAGACGUUCAGUUUCGAUUACUCCUACUGGUCACACACUACGCCCGAAGACCCCAGCUUUGCGUCACAGAACCUUGUGUUCAACGAUAUUGGCAAAGAAAUGCUGCAGCACGCUUUUGAGGGCUACAAUGUUUGCAUCUUUGCUUAUGGCCAGACAGGAUCUGGCAAAUCCUACACAAUGAUGGGCAAGCAGGAGGAGGGCCAGGAAGGAAUCAUUCCCAUGCUCUGUGAAGAUCUAUUUGAUAAAAUCAAUGACGGCAGCAACAAAGAAGAGCUCUCUUACUCAGUGGAGGUCAGUUACAUGGAGAUCUACUGUGAACGGGUACGAGACUUGCUCAAUCCCAAAAACAAAGGGAACCUACGAGUGCGAGAACACCCUCUACUUGGCCCCUACGUGGAGGACCUGUCCAAGCUGGCCGUCACCUCCUACACAGACAUCGCUGACCUGAUGGAUGCAGGCAACAAGGCCAGAACUGUGGCCGCCACCAACAUGAAUGAAACCAGCAGCAGGUCCCACGCUGUUUUCACCAUCGUCUUCACACAGAAGAAACACGACAGUGUGACAGACCUCUCCACAGAAAAGGUCAGUAAAAUUAGUCUGGUAGACUUGGCGGGUAGCGAACGAGCAGAUUCCACUGGAGCUACAGGCACCAGGCUAAAGGAGGGAGCAAACAUCAACAAAUCUCUCACCACGUUAGGGAAGGUAAUCUCUGCCUUGGCUGAAGUGGAUAACUCUACCAGCAAGAGCAAGAAGAAGAAGAAGAGUGACUUCAUCCCUUACAGAGACUCUGUUCUGACAUGGCUGCUGAGGGAGAAUCUGGGUGGAAACUCCAGAACAGCUAUGGUAGCCGCCCUCAGUCCUGCAGAUAUCAACUAUGACGAAACUCUCAGCACACUCCGCUAUGCCGACCGAGCCAAGAACAUCAAGUGCAAUGCCAUCAUCAAUGAGGAUCCCAACAAUAAGCUGGUGCGCGAUCUGAAGGAUGAAGUGACUCGACUGAAGGAGCUGCUCCGCGCCCAGGGCCUGGGAGACAUCCUGGACAUUGAUCCUAUGGGGGAUGAUUGCCCGGGAAGUGGAAUCAAAUACCUGAAAGACAUUCAGAACAAUAAGAAUAGAUACUUGGUAGCUUCAGAGAAUCAACGACCUGGCCAUUUCUCCACAGCCCCUAUUGGUUCCCUGACAGCCUCUCCAUCCUCUGGCUCACUGUGCAGCCAGGGGGGCCUGCAGUCGGUCACCAGCAUCCAGGAGCGCAUCAUGUCCACACCUGGAGGAGAGGAAGCCAUUGAAAGACUGAAGGAAUCGGAGAAGAUCAUUGCCGAGCUCAAUGAAACCUGGGAAGAGAAACUGAGAAAGACUGAGGCGAUCCGCAUGGAGAGGGAGGCCUUGCUUGCAGAGAUGGGUGUGGCAAUCCGCGAAGAUGGAGGCACUCUGGGCGUAUUCUCUCCUAAAAAGCUUAGCCAUGAAACGCCAUUUGAAGAGCAGUUUGAUUGUUUUCCCACUAAGAAGCAAUUUGUUGAGAAACCUUGUGAUCUCUAUGCAGACUUUAGCGGGGUGUUUUCCCCUAAAAAGACUCCACAUCUGGUUAACCUGAACGAGGAUCCUCUGAUGUCAGAGUGUCUGCUCUACUACAUCAAAGAUGGAAUUACAAGGGUGGGUAAGGCCGACACUGAGAGACGACAGGACAUUGUUUUGAGUGGUGCUCAUAUCAAGGAAGAGCACUGCAUCUUCCGCAGCGAGAGGAAUGCCAAUGGAAAUGUUAUCGUCAUGCUGGUACCCUGUGAGGGAUCGGAAACCUACGUCAACGGCAAGCGUGUUGUAGAUGCAAUCCAGCUUCGUUCAGGUAACCGUAUCAUUAUGGGAAAGAACCAUGUGUUCCGGUUCAACCACCCAGAACAGGCCAGAGCUGAGAGGGAGAAGACACCAUCUGCUGAAACCCCAGUGGAGCCUGUGGAUUGGACCUUUGCUCAGAGAGAACUUCUCGAAAAGCAGGGCAUCGACAUGAAGCAGGAAAUGGAGAAAAGGCUCACUGAGAUGGAGAUCUUGUACAAGAAGGAGAAGGAAGAGGCAGACCAACUUCUGGAGCAACAGCGACUGGUUUACGAGAGCAAAUUGCAAGAGCUUCAGAAACAGGUGGAGACUCGUUCCCUCGUCGCUGAGACACCGGAUGAAGAGGAGCUGGAGGAGGAGGAGGAAGAGGAAGAGCCUAAACUAUUUGGAUUGCCGUGGACUCAGCAUGAGUUUGAGCUGGCACAAUGGGCUUUUAGGAAGUGGAGGUAUCAUCAGUUCACCUCCCUCCGUGAUCAACUGUGGGGAAAUGCUGUCUACCUGAAGGAGGCCAACGCCAUCAGUGUGGAGCUAAAGAAGAAAGUCCAGUUCCAGUUCGUCUUGCUGACAGACACUCUGUACUCGCCGCUGCCCCCUGAGCUCCUGCCUCCAGAACCGGAGAAAGAACGCGACUCCAGGCCGUUCCCCCGCACCGUGGUGGCUGUAGAGGUUCAGGACCUUAAGAACGGAGCCACGCACUACUGGUCCCUUGAUAAACUCAAACAGAGGCUGGAGCAGAUGAGAGAGAUGUAUGACCGCGCUGGUGAAAUGGCCUCCACUCCCCAGGAAGACGGCGAGGGCUCCAUGUCAGGAAAUGACCCCUUCUAUGAUCGUUUCCACUGGUUUAAACUGGUGGGAAGCUCCCCCAUCUUCCACGGCUGCGUCAACGAGCGCCUGGCCGACCGCACGCCCUCUCCCACCUUCUCCACCACUGACUCCGAGAUCACAGAGAUGGCGGAUGAGCGCCAGAGCGAGAUGUCUGACCUGAUCGAUGACGAGGCGUUCGUGGACGACACCAGCUCAGAUGCGGGCACCGAGGAGGGCUCGGACAUCUUCAGCGACGGCCAGGACCCCUUCUACGACCGCUCCCCCUGGUUCAUCCUGGUGGGAAGAGCUUUCGUGUACCUGAGCAACCUGCUCUACCCUGUGCCACUAGUUCACCGUGUUGCCAUAGUAACAGAGAAGGGUGCGGUGCGUGGUUUCCUGCGCGUGGGGGUCCAGGCUAUAGCUGCUGACGAGGAGGCUCCAGACUACGGGUCAGGAGUUAGACAGUCAGGAACCGCCAAGAUUUCUUUUGAUGAUGAGUACUUCAAAAAGAACGACUUUACCUCCACGGUUAUGACUCACUCCGGCUUGUCGCUAGAAGAGCUGCGGUUUGUGGAGGGUCAGGGUCAGAGUUCAGAGAUCAUCACCCCCUCAGAGGAGCUCAACAGGAUCAACGACAUGGACCUCAAGCUGGAAAACCUUUCAGAGACCAAGCUGAAUCUCAGUGACAGUGAGGUGGGCCAGCUGGAGGUGGGCAGCAUCUUUACCUUCCGUGUCACCGUCCUCCAGGCCAGUGGCAUCCUGCCUGAGUAUGCCGACAUCUUCUGCCAAUUCAAUUUCCUGCAUCGUCAUGAUGAGGCUUUUUCCACUGAGCCCCUAAAGAACAGUGGCAAAGGAGCUCCUCUGGGCUUUUAUCACGUCCAGAAUAUUUCAGUGGAGGUCACAGAGUCCUUUAUCGAGUACAUCAAGACCAAGCCCAUUGUGUUUGAAGUGUUUGGUCACUACCAGCAGCACCCACUGCAUCUGCACGGUCAGGACCUGAUCAGUCCUCCAACACCAUCAAGGAAAUACUAUCCUAUUCCCAUGCCUCUGUCUAGACCAGACCAUACCCGUAAGAUAGAGUUAAUCCGCUACUUGAUGAGCGGCUAUGUCAACGGCACGGUGCUGGACACACUGUCCCUGCACGCCAACGCCCUGGCCUCCUCUGCUGUGGCCAGUCUGGAGGAUGAGGCCGACCAACUCUCUCACUUCCCCUUCCUCUCAAUGCUGAACGACCCGGUGCUAAUCGUGCCCAGGCACCAUGUUCCAGCCACCAAGUUGAACACCAUCACCAAGUCCAACCUGGGCCAGUGCGUCAGCAAGUACGACCUGCUGGUGUGGUUUGAGAUCAGCGAGCUGGAGCCCACUGGAGAGUACAUCCCAGCUGUUGUGGAUCACAGUGGAGGACUGCCCUGCCACGGUACCUACCUACUGCACCAGGGGAUCCAGCGGAGGAUCACGGUUACACUCAUCCAUGAGAAGGGUAGCGAGCUCCACUGGAAGGACGUCCGUGAGCUGGUCGUGGGUCGCAUCAGGACCAAGACUGAGGUGGACGACAGCGCUGCCGACGCUGUCCUGUCCCUGAACAUCAUUUCUGCCAAGAACAUCAAGUCAUCACACAACUCCAACAGGCUUUCUAUUGAUAAGGAUAUUGAUAGGACUUUCUACCGCUUCGAGGCUGUGUGGGACAGCUCCCUGCACAACUCCCUCCUGCUAAACCGAGUCACUCCUUAUGGAGAGAAGAUCUUCAUGACCCUGUCUGCGUAUCUGGAGCUUGACCACUGCAUCCAGCCUGCUAUCAUAACCAAAGACAUCUGCAUGGUCUUCUACUCCCGAGACGCAAAGAUCUCCCCUCCACGUUCCCUGAGGAACCUCUUUGGGAGCGGUUACUCCAAAUCUCCUGACUGCAACCGAGUCACUGGCAUCUACGAGCUGAGCUUGUGCAAGAUGUCUGACACUGGAAGUCCAGGGAUGCAACGGAGGAGGAGGAAGAUCCUGGACACGUCAGUGGCUUAUGUGCGUGGAGAGGAGAACCUGGCCGGCUGGAGGCCCAGAGGUGACAGUCUCAUCGUGGAGCACCAAUGGGAGCUGGAAAAAAUGGAGCAGCUGCACGAGGUGGAGAAGACCCGUCACCUGCUCCUCCUGAGGGAGAAGCUGGGAGAGGCUCCUCCAGUGGGCAACACUCCCACCGCCAAGUCCCUGAGCGAGUCGCUCUCCCCGAGCAUGAGCUCCGGCACCCUGUCCACCUCAACCUCCAUCUCCUCACAGAUCUCCAGCACCACCUUUGAAAGCGCCAUCACGCCCAGCGAGAGCAGCGGCUACGACUCCGCCGACAUAGAGAGCCUGGUGGAUCGUGAGAAGGAGCUGGCCACCAAGUGCCUGCGCCUCCUGACACACACUUACAACAGUGAAUACAACCAGGUGGUCAACAGUAUCAGCGACUGCAAGCUGUCGGACAUCUCACCAAUGGGACGUGAUCCGUCAGUGACCAGCUUCAGCAGCGCCACCCUCACCCCCUCCUCCACCUGCCCCUCUCUGUCUGACUCCCGCUGUGGCUCCUUAGACCAGAAGACACCAGAGAACAGCUCCCGUGCCUCCAGUCCCUCCUGCUCAGACUAUGAAAACUUCCCGAUGGUUCCCACACUGGAGUCCUCGUACUUAGCACGGGCUGGAAAGAACGAGUUCCUCAACUUGGAGCCUGAUAUUGAAGAAAUGAGGCCAGGGUCUGUUGUGUCCAAGAAGGGAUUCCUGAGCUUCAUGGAGCCUCGCUCCAACUCAUGGGUGAAGCACUUUGUGGUUGUGCGCCGACCCUACGUCUUCAUCUACAACAGCGACAAAGACCCGGUGGAGCGGGGCGUCCUCAACCUCUCAACAGCACAGGUGGAAUACAGUGAGGACCAGCAGGCCAUGCUCAAGACUCCAAACACGUUUGCCGUGUGCACAAAACACAGAGGAAUCCUGCUGCAGGCCAACAACGAGAAAGACAUGAACGACUGGCUCUACGCUUUUAAUCCUCUGCUAGCAGGGACGAUAAGAUCUAAACUGUCGAGGAGGCGCAGCGGCCUGAUCAAGAACUGAAGUGAGUCGACUGGCACACAGGAAACCACGGCUACCGUUCUUUCUGAACAGCCUUUGAACAUACCAAGUGUUAACACUUAUUAAUCAUUGUGAUUCUUGACGGUUUUCUCUUGUAAGUAGACUUGUGGCUUAAGUCUCCUUUCAUGCGACUAAACGUUUCAGUUGCAGAGGAAUUUGCCUCCUCUCGCCCUCCAACAAUCCUCUGCCAACUCCUCUCAAUUUCUCUCCUCCCUUUACCUCCUCCUCAGCUUUUCCGUGUUUUUUGGUUUCGAUGACGAUGUUCGGGUCUGAUUUUUGUUCCGCUUUGUUGUCAUUCCCCCAACUCCCUAACUAGUAGCAUGUUGUAAUAGUCUACUUGUGUGUGCACGAUUCUUCAGAAAAUGCUCUUUCUGGCCACAACUUUUCAGUUUGCCAAUCAUCUGUAAAAAAAAAAAACUAAUCGUCUCUAUCAGUGUUAUUUGUCUCCCUAGAAGAGUUUUGUUCCUUUUUUUCAUUAAUAUGCCCACAUGAUAACUGCAGCAGUCCUCAGGGGAUGGACAGGUUCGCUCCAAAAAAGUGAUAUCAGAUGAUUACAAUUAAAACCAUGAAGGGAAAAUAUAGAAGUAUCUCCUAAUGAAGUAUCAGUUCACGCUCUGCUACUGAAGGCAGGGCGACUUUUAAGAACCAUUGCUGCUAAUGAAUUCAUAGGAUUUCUUUUCCUCCUCUUUAUGAGAUCUGCACCAGGUCUCUUCCUAAACUAGUCUCCAGCUUCCCCCUGUACUGCCUCCUAAACAGCCAUCAGAAUCUAAAUGUGGAAGAAAACCUGUCAAGGACUCUGUGAAACAUGAGGGCUGCACCGGAUUUCCACCGUCAUCCAUGUGAUGUUUAGAUCCCACUCCUCCAGUCUGUGUACAUACACCCCUCGUCCGUGACUAAUUAUUUACAAUCAUGCAUUUGUGUCGACAUCAGAAAUACACGCAUUCAAAUUGAAUUUGUAUCUCCACAGUGGAAACACGACGACGGAUUGUUCAAACAGGAGUAGAUAUUAGUCCCUGUCCCUUUUCUUUGCGAUUUCAUCUAAAAUGAACACAGGGUUUUCCAGGGGAGGAUGAGGAGUAAGAGGAGGAAGAAGAUGAGCAGUGCUCUGAAGAGAGAAUAUCAUUUGUACAUACAGUCUGUUCUGGGAUCAGCACAGUAGUUAACUCUCAUUUAGGACAUUCCUCUCAGCUCCCCGAGCUCCAGGCAGUUUUUCUUACACUGUUUAGCCUCAGACCUCAAGAGAGUCUCAACAUUUUAUUUCACCUUCACAAACAUGUGACGCCGAAGACAAAACCAAAACGCGAUGAAGCGGUGGGAAGAAGUGAGAAGGAGAGUGAAGUUGCGGUGCUUUAGCCUUGACCACAGUGGUUAGUGGACGAAGCUGCGAGCGUACAGCCUGCAGGACAGAUAACGAUCCAGUCGACCCCAUGACUCCCCUCACUGUCACCCCAGUGUCGGCUGAAUCCUCUGUAGGGUCAAGUACUUACUGUUCAGAGCCACCGCAGCUCAUCACAUGUUUAUUUUCUAUUUGUGUUCUUAAAUUGAAACCUCUUAACACAUCUAACCUUCACUGGGUUGACAUUCCAUUAUUUUUGUUUAUUAUUAACAUUUUUUUUCUAUUAUGCUUUUAACCAUUCCAUAGCGGUGUUUUAUAUGAAAUGUUACAGAGGGCAUUUAUUUCUUAAUUUUUAACCAAGGAUCAUGUUUGUUGAACCUUAUUUUGCACAUUAACACGUAUCUAUAGCAAGAAGAGGGCAGAUCCCGCGUGUUGAGACCAGAGUAUCAGGAACACUGAGAAGAGCACAUAUCAAGGCUACACUGGAUAGCUGCUUUCCAAAGGGUUUACUAGACAGAAAUGAAAGAAGAGAUGUUAAAGGGACGACAUUGACUCAAAGGUUUUAUUUCUGAUAUUCUUUAUGAAAAUAUUUGCUCUGUACAUCGUCGCACAGAUGAUACGUUAUGAAAUUUUUGGUGCCUCUGUCUCAACAAACGCUUGAAGAGUGAUGGGUACAUGGGCGUUGAUAAACUCCGGCCAGCCAACCGGUAGUUUGCCGUCUGUAUCGUAUGAAAGGAACAUGGCCAAAUGUAUUGAAACAGAGGAACCUGUUGCCUGUUACAAGUUUUAGGGGAAUUAUCAGUGAUGCAGCUGAUGUAAAAAGACUGAAAACAUUCACCUCAGAAAUGGAAAGCUGCCGUCAGGUCAGACAACCUGCUGGUCAGAAAAACUAAAUCCUGUUGGACUGUUUCUGAGAAAGUAUUUUCUGUCUGUUUAAGAACCCACAUAAAGAAAUCGGACUCAGAAACGUUCUGUUCUCCAAUCAGAAUGCAACGCACCUCACGUUAACCUCCGGACCCUCAAUGUUUGUGAUGCAUAUCGAGGUGAAAACAUGUCGGAGCAAACAUUUUCACUUUCAUUCACAGAGGUAUAUUAUUUUGGGAUUGUGUAUUUAUUGUUUGCAAUGUACAUAUUAGUUUGCAGCUCUUUGCACAUAUGAAUAAAAACUGAUCAAACAGAGUCUGCACGGUUUAGUUAACUCAGAAUGAACCAGAGGAUGAUGUUGUGGCAGCCUCUUCCAGCCUGAAGUGGGGGAGAGUUGAAUGUACUUUUUUCUCCAUCUUUUAAAGAAAAGAAAAAAAAAAAGAGAACUAAGAUGUAACUCGCUGCGUCCCCGUCAGCGGGGCCGAGUUACAUUAGUGCUUCCUCUUGAUUAGAAAGUGGUUUGAGUGAAAGUCUGAGUUUUGAUUUGAAGAAUAUUUACUCACUGCUCACGCUAGCCAGCCGCCUGAAUCCUAACAAAGAUAAAAGUUGGUUUUUAUCUCAUUUUUAUGUUUUUCUAAUAUCAGGGAAUAUAAUACAAAGGUAGCUGUAGUGACAUCUAAAAUGACAGUAUACUAUUGUGUGUGCUGGUGUCUUUCUCCACCUCAACACUUUUUAUUUUCCGUUGAUGCCUUUCAAACAAAACUAGCCAUGAUAUAUAUUUUUUUUUCCAUCUUCCCCUCUGACAAUUAAUAUCAGUUAAAUAACUGCGUUCCCUUUGGCUUUGUUCACUACAAGAAGACGAGAAAAAACAAACACCAACAAACAGUGACGUCAACACUGUACAUUAUUUGUCAGACCGGUUUCAUUUUCAUACUUAUUUUGUAAAUAUCUGUGUUGUAUGGAGCUUGAAUUAAAAUGUAAAUAUGUUGACUGUAUUUGUAAUAAUUAUAAUCCAUUCGCUGUAUAGCAUAGAUGUGUCAUGCAGAUAUCCUAAUUCUGUGUAUGGUAACCUAACACCAUUGAACUGUUUUGUGAAUGAGGCAACAAUAAAAGUGCAAACUGUGCAUUAGCAGAACGCUG
This is a messenger RNA of Hippoglossus stenolepis (Pacific halibut), 9580 nucleotides long. RefSeq names its product kinesin family member 1B (gene kif1b). Gene Ontology annotation, molecular function: ATP binding; microtubule binding; microtubule motor activity. Lineage: Eukaryota; Metazoa; Chordata; Actinopteri; Pleuronectiformes; Pleuronectidae. The coding region runs from base 376 to 6222 and encodes 1948 amino acids. The transcript has 54 exons. Gene Ontology annotation, biological process: microtubule-based movement. The record is from RefSeq and is a predicted model, not a curated record.